Molecule: messenger RNA, 1818 nt
Organism: Malassezia japonica
Lineage: Eukaryota; Fungi; Basidiomycota; Malasseziomycetes; Malasseziales; Malasseziaceae
Gene: SFP1
Product: Transcriptional regulator of ribosomal biogenesis proteins
Exons: 2
Coding region: 1-1818 (605 amino acids)
Cellular component (GO): nucleus
Source: RefSeq, a predicted model, not a curated record
AUGACGAGUGCGACCCAAGGCCCUAUACCUAUCGCACGGGGCGGCGAUGGCAUUGAUAAAACCACUAGCGAUUCCUCCGUGUCCGCCCGCCCCGGCGGCAGCGCCGGCAGCUAUCUCGGGCUGAGCGGCUCGCUGGGCGGCAGCAGCAGUUUCCGUGAAUCGAUGGCGCUCUCGUUCGGAAAGGACGUCGCCGAUCUGCUGGAAUAUUCAAUUGGGCGCUUCUCGUCCUCGACCGAUUCCGAGGCGACGGUCGCCGCGCCGUCGUCCGUCCGCCUGGAGUCGACCUUCUGCCGCAACUUUACGUGCUGCGGGAGAGGCCUGGACGAUCUCCACGACCUGCUGCAGCACUACGAAGAGUGCCACGUCCGCUUUGAAGACGAAGACGAGGACGUGCCGUCGAUGAUGACGGACGAGGAGCUCGAGGAGACGGCAAGCAUCGCCUCGGAGGCCUCGGCGCCGGCCGCGCCGUCGGGCCCCGUGUCCCCGGUGACCAGCCCGGGGAGCAGCAAGGCGUCGGGCACCGACUCGGACCUCAAGCGCGACCGGCCGCUGAACAAUGGCCCCUCGACGCCGAUGGUCGUGACCUCGGCAGAGAAUCUGGACUCGCCGAGUGCGUUUGACACGGCGGUGAUGCGCUCGCCGUCGACCAACCGCGGCAAAAAGCGCGCUUUUGGCCAGCCCAACAUGGGUAGUGGCAGCGGCGCCAACCCGCUGUACCGCGCGCUGAUCGACGGCGGCAACCGCCAUCCGUUCGGCAUGACGAAUGUAUACUCGCCCGCCUCGCCCUUUUCCACGCCGGGUUCGUCGCGGGCGGGUACGCCAACGCUGGAUUCGGACAGCGAGACGUUCUUUGGCUCUACAACGCAGCCGAGCGUCUUUUCCAACUUGUCGAUCCGCGGGAACAACACCGAGGACCACCAGCUGCCGUCGUGUGCGCCUCCGAAUCUCUUUUUCCCGUCGGCAACGGCGAACCAAGCCGCGCGCCCUGCUAAGCGCGAGCGCUUCAACUCCAACGGCUCCAACGGCAGCGCGCCGUCAGUGGGAAGCAGCGCAUCAAACGUGUCCGCAACCGCCUCGCCGAUGCCGUCCGACUCGAAUGCGAGCGAGCACCGGCCAUACAAGUGCCCUGCACCCGGGUGCGACAAGGCCUACAAACAGAUGAACGGCCUCAAGUACCAUCGCCUUCACGGGCACUGCAACCAAAAUCUGCGCAACGUCAAUAAUGGCCUCGUGCUGCCUUCGGAUGGCGCGCAGAACUCCGCACAGAACACACCGACUCCGAACGGCGACGCAAACAGUGCAGGCGUAGGCGCCACCGACCACAAGCCCGCAGCGGGACAGACACCCGACCUUGCUGCCUUUGGUAUACACAGUACCGGCACCAACGCACCCGAGCCGCAAUCCCGCGAGGCGCCCUCGACGCCGACCAAGCCCGCCGCCACGAGCCAGCCGGAAAAGACGUACGUGUGCCAGGUGGGCAACUGCGACAAGCGCUACAAGAACCUCAACGGUUUGCGCUACCACUACCUGCACUCGGGAUCGCAUGGCCUCCUUGGCCUCCAGCUGCUGCACGCGAAUGGCGGCGGCGCGAGCGCCAAGGCGGAUAGCAUCAGCGGCCGCCCCCCCGUCUCGACCGAGACACUCUCGCGCGAGCAGAUUGUCCAGGCGGCCGCCGCAGCGCAGGCGCUCCUGAACCAGCAGGCGCAGGCACAGUGUGCCAAGAAUGCGCCGAAUGCGGGCGCGCAGCCCAGCUCGGCGGCGUUCCUCGCUGCGGUGAGCAACGGCAAUAUGUCCAUGACCGGCGGAAACGCGCCGUGA